Messenger RNA from Colletotrichum higginsianum IMI 349063, 996 nucleotides. RefSeq names its product HpcH/HpaI aldolase/citrate lyase family protein. The coding region runs from base 1 to 996 and encodes 331 amino acids. Gene Ontology annotation, molecular function: aldehyde-lyase activity. The record is from RefSeq and is a predicted model, not a curated record. Gene Ontology annotation, cellular component: cytoplasm. Lineage: Eukaryota; Fungi; Ascomycota; Sordariomycetes; Glomerellales; Glomerellaceae. The transcript has 3 exons.
AUGUCAGUCAUCGGAGAAGAAUACAAGAACGUCGCCACGCAGGGCAUGAACGCCUACGCCGCGCCCUCGCUCUUCCAGCCUCACAAGGCCCGCCAGGCCAUCCGGGACGCCCACGAGAAGAAGAUCCCCCCGUUGAUGUGCUACUAUGCCGGCCUCAGCGCCCUUCCCAUCACGCGGUUCCUGGCCCCCAUGGGCUACGACGCCGUCUGGAUCGACUGGGAGCACACUUCCUGCAACGUCGAGACCAUGACAUCGAUGGUCCAUGAAGCCAUCUUCAUGAGCCAGGGGCGCACCAUCCCCUGGGUCCGUGUCCCGGGCCACGACCACGCGGCCAUCGGUUACGCGCUCGACGCUGGGGCCAGCAUCGUGGUGCCGCAGGUCGAGACGGUGGAGGAGGCCAAGCACGUGCUGUCGUCGGCCAAGUACGGCACGAAGCAGCGGGGCACGAGGUCGGCGCCGCCGUUCCGGCUCAUCCCGUUCCUCACGGACACGCCGUACGACCCGAGCCGCGACGUGCACAAGUGCCUCAACGACCAGGCGGCCGUCAUGAUCCAGAUCGAGUCAGCCGAGGGCGUGCGCAACCUCGACGCGAUCCUGACCGAGUGCCCGGACAUCGACGUCGUGUGGUUCGGCACGCUCGACUGCCGCAUCAGCAUGAACCUCGAGGGCAAGAUGGGCGGCAUGGGCGCCGAUGAGCCCGAGUGGCUCGAGAUCUCCAAGCUCUUCUUCGACACCAUCAACAAGCACGACAAGCCGUACGCCGGCUUCGCCUUCGCUGCGCCGCCGUACGGCAGCCCCGAGAAGAUCAAGGAGGCGUCCAAGAGGAUGAGCCUCAUCGCCAUGUCGGCCGACGUCAUCCACCUCGGCGGGCUGGCGCAGGACCUCAUGAUUGCCCGGCAGGCGGUCGGGCCGGUGGGGCAAAAGAACGGCACAAAUGGGGAGGGGGCCGAGGAGAAGGCCGAGAAGAAGGCCGAGGAGACGAACGGUAAGGAGUGA